UCAAGAGAGAAAGCACUGUUGAAAGAUAAAGCUGUUUUAAACCAUCGUGAUAAGAGAUUACCUUAAUCACUAUUCUUAUCGCCUCAACCUGAUCACUAUUAUGAUUCAGGUGUAGGUGAAUGUUUUAAUGCCCGAAAUUUCAAUGGAAUUGGCAUUAAAGAUUUCGAUUUGGAUGAUCAUCAAACGUUCUCUUUGAAUGUGACAUUUUCCCACGUGUUUGAUAAUCCUUUUCGCGCAUGCUAUUUCAAAGUUUUUUGCUUUUCCCCUAGUGAUCAAUCAACCAAGCAAACGAGUGUUGGGUCAAAUAACGGUUUCCAUGGAAACGCUUCUAAACACCUCGUCCAGAUACAACGAUUUUCGCAGCUGAUUUCAAAGUUUUGUGAAACUAUGGUUAGAAUUACGGAACAGUUGAUACGUAAAAAAUCGGAGCACAAUGAGCUGAUUAUCGGUACGCUCGAGGAACUGUCUUUGCACCAGGAAGAUAUCGAACGCAUCGAGCACAUUGGCCAUUGGUGUCGCGAUCUUAAGAUACUUCUUUUGCAAUCAAAUCUUAUCCCAAAAUUGGAGAACUUAAAUCGAUUAAAAAAACUCGAAUAUCUAAAUGUGGCCAUCAACAAUAUCGAACGUAUCGAAAACCUGGAAGCACUCGAGGCACUACGGAAGCUCGAUCUAACACUCAACUUUAUCGGCGAGCUGACAAGUGUUGAAAGUCUUCAGGGUAACUACUGUUUGCGGGAGCUUUUCCUCACCGGAAAUCCUUGCACGGAUUUUCCGGGGUAUCGAGAGUAUGUCAUAACGGCGUUGCCUCAGCUGGAGCAACUGGAUGGACAAGAAAUUACACGCAGUGAUCGUUUACGUGCCGGAAGAAACUUCUCUUCGCUGCGUGAACAAAUUGUACAGCACGAAGCGUUAUAUAAAAUUGAACGCGAUGAGCAGCGGGUUCGAGUGCAACAGACAAUUGCAGAACAGGAAGAGAGUGUGCGCGAUUUGCCAGACGACGAUGAGCGAAAGACAAACGAAUUUUGGCAACAGAAAAGCGAACACUGUCCAGAAACUCGUAUCCAGAUGGCAAAGUUCUCUCGCCGAGGUAAACAACACGCUGCCAGGGAUGUCGAUCAGCCGGAUGAGCAGAAACGGAAGCGAAGACUCUUCGCUGAAUGUGGUCGUCCGUAUAGUUUGAAUGAACCACGGCUUAGCUUUGAAUUUCGCGACGAACCGGAUCGAUUCGAGCUGGAUUUGCAUCUGUACAAAUAUCUCGACACUUCCCUGGUGGAUGUAGACGCACAGCCUAACUACGUGCGUGUGACGGUGAAAGGUAAGGUGUUUCAACUUGCCCUUAAGCACGACAUCCAGACAGAUCGAUCCACCUGUCAGCGGUCGCAAACUACCGGUCACAUGUUAGUAACAAUGCCAAAACUUCAUCCCGAACGGAUAAUUAAACCUACAACGGGAAAACAAACGGUUUCUGCUCCUGGAGUAAAGACGGUCUCCCGAUCCCGUAACGACACUGAUUUAACUGGAACGGUUAAUAUUAGGAACAUUUGCAACAGCACCAGCAAUACUAAACCGUCCCCAAUAAACGAAGAGGACGAAGUACCGGAUUUAAUUUAAUAUCAUUA
Anopheles funestus (African malaria mosquito) is the source of this 1619-nucleotide messenger RNA. It is a transcript of the gene tilB, whose product is annotated as protein tilB. Gene Ontology annotation, molecular function: protein binding. Bases 388 to 1611 code for a protein of 407 amino acids. NCBI's taxonomy places the organism in Eukaryota, Metazoa, Arthropoda, Insecta, Diptera, Culicidae. Gene Ontology annotation, biological process: outer dynein arm assembly. The transcript is spliced from 2 exons. The record is from RefSeq and is a predicted model, not a curated record. Gene Ontology annotation, cellular component: cytoplasm.